AUGCACGACUGCCCACACAAACAUAAGUGGCUGACAGUAGCAGUAGAGCAGUACCCGCUAGCUCACCAUUGCUAACCCUUUUUGUGUUGCCCUGGCGACUAGCGCACUAUGUCCGACCCGGCCCCGAGGCCCACGCAGCUGUUCGGCGGGUGCUGGAGCUGUCGUCUGCUCUCCGGAGGCGCACUCCUUCUGUCGGGGGGCUAUGUGUUCAGCGAAGCCCGCAAAGUGAUGCGGAGAGGCGGGCCUACGUCCAUGGGAACGGUUGCACAGAUCACCUUUGCCGCAAGUAUAGCCGCAUGGGGCCUAGUUUUACUCGCAGACCCAGUCGGAAAAUCUCAGAGGAAGACCUGAAGAUUUCAGUUUGGAAGUUUAGAAUUGUUGACAAACCGUCUGUCAUUGUUAUUUUUAACAGCAAUGUCUUAUAUAACUGUAGUUAACUGCAGUGUACAUAUAAAUGUAAUUUACUUUUUUUUCACUUUAAAGGCUGCCCAGUUGGUUCUCAUUGAAACAAUGCAACUCCCCCAGCAUUAAACAGAGAUCGUUUUUUCGUAGCAUCUUGUCUAAUUCCUAUUUCAUAAUAUACUGAAUUUCCAAUUCUCAACACAUAAUAAUAAUAAAUAUAGCCACAAGCGGCAAUGAUCAGCCCUCCAUACGCCGCAUCCCGCAAAUGCCGCAAACAGGCGCCUUGCAAAUGUUGUGCCCCUCAAAACGCUGCGCCUCACACUGACCCUAAUAACCCUAAUCGUAAUCCUAACCAUAGCCCCAACCCUAGCCCUAUAAGUCUUAAUCUAACCAUGCAAUUUUCAAAAUUUUGAAAAAAAAAAAAUAAAAAAAAUAACGGACUUUUUGUAAAGGAGCGUGGUCCCAAUAUACAUUUUUGUUCCUAUUGCCAUUAUACAUCUGGCUACAAAAUUUGGUCUGGCCAAAGUUUGUGUAAGGACGUCCCAUUGGCAAGGAUAGAAUUUUGGCUUGUUGCCAUAGCAACACAAUGUAAAUGGGGUUUUGGUGUCGUUGAGUUUUUUUAAUCGAGACCAUGUCAUAAAUGUUGGUACCAAAUUUAAUGUAUCUAUGACAAAUAAAAUGUUAUUGUUCUAUUUAAAUUA
Boleophthalmus pectinirostris (great blue-spotted mudskipper) is the source of this 1103-nucleotide messenger RNA. RefSeq names its product distal membrane arm assembly component 1 (gene dmac1). NCBI's taxonomy places the organism in Eukaryota, Metazoa, Chordata, Actinopteri, Gobiiformes, Gobiidae. Bases 109 to 351 code for a protein of 80 amino acids. The record is from RefSeq and is a predicted model, not a curated record. The transcript has 2 exons.